AUGACUACAUAUAUCAUCGCAGCCCUUGCAGGCUAUGUAGCAAUAGGACACAGCCUCGUGCUCAAACAUGCCUCUACUGCGGCAGCCUACAGCUCCAACUCAAACGGGACUUACACUUUGUCGUCCGUUCCUGCACCUGUCCGGGGCAACAUCUCCCACGCAUCAAUGCGUGCAUGGCAGCUCAGCAUCGAUGACACACCAUCGGGCCACAAGCAGACCAUUACCGGUUUCGGGGCCGCUGUAACCGAUGCCACUGUCGCCUCAUUCAAUACUUUACCGUUCAGAACUCGGCUCCAACUACUGGAUGAAUUGAUGACUCCCUUCGGUGCUGACUUUAGUCUGAUGCGUCAUACAAUUGGGGCAUCAGACUUGUCUGGUAACCCGGCUUAUACGUACGAUGAUAACGGCGGAAUUGAAGAUAAGUUGCUGUUAAAUUUUAAUCUUGGAGAACGAGGACUUGCAAUGGCAUUGAUGCUUGCAACGAUGAAGUCCUUACAACCUAAUAUGAAGAUUCUGGGUUCUUCAUGGAGUCCACCCGGAUGGAUGAAAUCGGAUAAUGCUAUUGAUGGAACGACCACAAAUAACAAUUUAGACGACGGGUAUUUCGGUGGGAAGACUUCAGGGCACUCGAACCAAUUUGCGGACUACUUUGUGAAGUACAUCCUGGCCUACGAGAUUCUUGGUGCUAAUAUCGAUGCAAUAACCAUUCAAAAUGAACCCUUGAAUAGUCAGGCUGGAUACCCUACCAUGCACAUGCUCGCUUCUGAGCAGGCUCAUCUCAUUCAAAAUUACGUUGGCCCAGCACUUGCUAAUGCAGGCUUGAAAACCAAGAUCUGGGCCCAUGAUGACAAUACCAAUGUUCCAUCGUAUCCCCAAACAGUUCUAGACAACGCCGGCCAGUAUGUUGACACCGUGGCCUGGCAUUGCUAUGCAACCGACCUGGACUGGCAUGACCUGACGGACUUUUACCACAACAACACCGGUAUUACACAAUACAUGACUGAAUGCUGGACUCCAGCAUCGGAAUCCUGGAACCAUGCGGCCCGCUUUACCAUGGGGCCCCUGCACAACUGGGCUUCAGGAGUGAUUGCCUGGACGCUCGGGACCAAUGCUGAUAAUGGACCAUAUUUAUCCAGUGGGGGAUGUGACAAAUGCCAGGGUCUGGUCACGGUAAACAAUGAUGGUACAUAUACGUUGAAUAUGGCCUACUACAUGAUGGCCCAAUUCAGCAAGUUCAUCCCUCCUGGAGCUAUCAUUCUUCAGGGAACGGGAAGCCAUACGCACUACUAUGGUGGUGUCCAGUCUGUUGCUUCACUCAACCCAGAUGGUACCCGAACUGUGGUCAUUGAAAAUACAUUCAGCCAUGACAUCUAUGUAACCUUGAACACAAACAGUAGAGAAAAGUGGAGUGGCCAUGUUCCUGCAGAAUCCGUGACAACCUGGGUUCUGCCGCCUGCUAGGUAGUGUUUGUGGUUUCGAAAUUUUACCAUAGUCUUGGAAACGAGUUGCUAAAUCCAUUUCAUAGUUAGAACUAGACGGUUUAUAUAGGAGAUAUUUCGUACCAUGACCACAACAGUCCGAAAUAACAUCC
Talaromyces proteolyticus is the source of this 1591-nucleotide messenger RNA. Its product is annotated as putative beta-1,6-glucanase Neg1. Gene Ontology annotation, molecular function: glucosylceramidase activity. Gene Ontology annotation, biological process: glucosylceramide catabolic process. Bases 1 to 1464 code for a protein of 487 amino acids. The transcript has 2 exons. The record is from RefSeq and is a predicted model, not a curated record. NCBI's taxonomy places the organism in Eukaryota, Fungi, Ascomycota, Eurotiomycetes, Eurotiales, Trichocomaceae.